Messenger RNA from Stylonychia lemnae, 2058 nucleotides. The record is from the annotation of a GenBank genome assembly. Lineage: Eukaryota; Ciliophora; Spirotrichea; Sporadotrichida; Oxytrichidae.
AUGCGAAGGGAUCCUAUGGAUAUUAAAUUCAAGAAAGACGAAAUUCGAUACAAGAAGCUGAAGAUAGCAGCUACCAGACAAAUUUCAUAGCUCAACUAAAACCUCCAAAAAAUUCUCAGACCAAUUUCUCUAAAGCAGCAUAUUAAGAUAAGUCCUAAGAUUUUCUGUGAAAUUAUACUUGCACCUCAACAAGUAUACUACUUUCAACUUGUCUGCAACAAAUAAAAUCCUCCUCUAAAAUUAUAUAUUAAGAAAAUGACAAAAGACACUAAUUUGCUAAUAUACUUUUCAAAGAAUAAUUUAUAUCCUGACUAUGAAAAUAAUGACUUCAAAUAUGAUGAACUAGAAAAUGAAGAUAAUAUUAAUUGCUCACCAAGGUCUUAGUAGAUGAUGAAAAUAACUUUAAAUGAUGAAAGAAUUGGCCAAUAUUUACAAGACUGUUUUUACCUAGCAAUUGUGAGUAACUCCUAAGCUAAGAUAUAACUGGCUUACAGCUUUUCAACCUAGUAGCUACGAGCACCUCAUUAAUAAGCAAAUAUUCUCACUAUAAAUACAAAUAACCUAACAAAUAUCACCACUACUAAUUCCAAGCCAUAGUCCACAGAAAAUGAUAUAUUUAGAUCCACUAUGCCGAACAUUAUGGACGGUUAUAAAACCCACAGAAUCAUCCCAAAACAUAAAAAGGGUUAUUUAGAAAUGAAAAAAUCAGUAAAUGAAAUGAUCAGUGACUACUAGGUCUAUAAAGUCUUUCAGGACUAAUUGAAUAAUCAUUAAGGGGAAGUGCCACAGAGGAAUGUUUAAGAGCCCAAACUCCAUUUAAUGAUUUUCUUAGAACCCUCUAGAAUUCAUAAGUCACUACAGAUGAACAGAUCUUAAAAAAUUGAAGAAGCCAAAGUAAAGCGAGAUAAGAAAUAGUCUGCAUUAUUUUUUGCUGCAGUACUUAUCUAAAGAAGGUUAUUUAAGAAUCUUAAAAUCAAGUACGAAAACAAGUAUAUAGAUGUGGUCAAAUUCUAAAAAGCAGGUGUUAAGCUGUUGGAUAUAAAAAUUUCAAUUUUUAAAAAAUUUUACCACAAAAUUGAAUCAAUUCAGGAGAGAUUUAGGAAUCAUAUCAAAAUUAUGGAUAUUAGAAGGAAAAUUCUAAAGGAUCUUUGGAAUCAAGAAUUACAAUAAAUGAUAUUUGCCCUUGUACAAAGGUCUAAACCGAAAAAGAAUUAAGCUUUACUUGAAAAACUUCAGACCUUAGAUAGUAAUAUAAGAGAAAACAUCCUUAACAAGUACUUUACUAAAUGUUACAUUUAGUACAAUGCAGCAUUUUUCAAAUGGCAUGAGAUGUCAGUGUAGCAUUCAAAAGAUAAUAAGCAUGUUAAAUUCUUAUAAAUACUGUAGCAUAUGACAGAUUAAGAGAAUGGUAUGAUUGAUACAAAUCUGGAGUAGGAAGCGUUAAAUGAAUUUAACGAGAUGUUUUCGAAUAACACACCUACUAAAGAAAAUGGAUUUUCGAGUUAAGAAACACUCAGAAAACAGGUGAGUAAAUUUUCUGGUAAAUAAAAGAUAGAUAAUUUGGACAUUAUUGAUUUUAAAAUGCACACCUUUAUACCAGAGGACAGUGGCUCUAAGUCCUCAAAGCGAAGUCAGGAAUUUAGGCAAAAUAAUGGUGCUAUGAUUACUGAGGUUGAUUUUGAUAAGCUUUAAGAGAACAUAUUAUUACAAAAGUAGAUAAAGGGAAACAAUUCAAACAAGAGCACAGCUAAAAAAUUGUAGAAGAAAUCAUCUUAAUCAGUAGUUGAGUUAAAAGGUGUUGAGACAAAACAAACUCAGUAGUAAUAUAUCCAUAAUUAGAUUCAGAAGCUUCAUGGUAAUAACACUAACAAUAACGAUAAUUAACUUAAGCUUUACGAGGAUUAAUUAAAGGAUUUGACUAAAGCACCAUAACUGAUAUAUUUACCUUCAAAAAUCCUUAUGCAAAGAAUGAUUUUAAGAGCUUGCUUCAUCAAGAGUUCAAUGACUCUGAAGUUUGGCUAUAAACCAAAAAUAAGGCAUGAUGAUUUUGAUGAUUGA